AAUCUAAAUUCAACAUGGCCGAUGAUGCGGAGGAGUGUAAAGAAAAGACUUUUGAAAAUGAAUCGAAAAAUAAUCAGACAGAAACAGAUCUUGUUGAAAAUGAAACUGUAAAAACAAAAAGCGAAGAAGCAAAGAGUUUAGAUUGCGUAAAAGAACCAAAUGAACAGAAAUCAGAUGAUUUUAAACCUGAAAACAAUACAUCUUUUAAAGUGCCAAGUGCCGUCCAAAAAGACGCUGAACCGGGCGAACCUGUUAGUAUAGAGAAAAAGGAAAAAGUUCCUGAACUUAAGUACAAAGAACCGUGGUGGAGUACAACACCUCCAGCAGAAAAUCAUUUUAGUUUGGAAGUCCUAAAAAAUGGUUGUAUUAUUUCAACUUUGAACUUAAAUGACAAAGCUUACCAUGUUUUUGGUAGGCUCCCAUUAUGUGAUGUUGUCUUAGAACAUCCGUCUAUAUCACGGUAUCACGCGCUGGUUCAAUACCGAGGGGAAACGGAUGGGGAUCAGACGUUAAGUGGGUUUUAUCUUUACGAUCUUGGCAGCACACAUGGGACUAUUGUUAAUAAGAGUAAAAUAAGAGCAAAGACAUAUUAUAAACUUAAAGUGGGUUACGUUAUAAAGUUUGGUGGAAGCUCCCGAUUGUUUAUCCUGCAGGUUUGUAUUAGUUCUUGAAAACAGCUCAUUAACCCUUUAGAGACCCAGUGCUCGCUCCUUGACAAGUAAAAUUGUCUGGGGCCAGUUGUAUAAAACUCUUAAUGGGUCAUUCCAGAAAACAUCCAUACCACCCCCACAGAGGAAAUACAAAGUUAACCCCCCUACACCCUUCGGAUGUUCUAAUACAUUUACUAUUAUCAGAAACAAUUUUUUCUCCCCUCCCCCUCCGGACGGCAGAAAUUUCCUCCGUGAGGGGAGUAUGGAUCUUUUCUGGAACGACCCAAUCACAUUUUUAAUCACUAUUUUGUAGUUAAAUAGUGAUUAACUCUCAAAUAGGCGCUUCUUAUUGGAUGACGUUUCCACUGUUAUAUAGUUGACUUUAAAUUAAUCACUUUUUUAUACAACCGGCCCCUGAUGUUAGACAAUAGACAGAAUAAAAUACCAAACUUGGCAGUAGCUCAGAAAAACUCAGACCCAAUUGGUACUAGGCUGGGACAGAUCAUCUGUAUAAACAAAUUUGGGAAAAGAAACGAUUGUUUCACAUUUGUAUAUAUAUAAACUCAGCAAACAGAUUGAUCAUCCAUCUGGGUAAGCGUGUGUGCCUAGUUUUGCUUAAUUAAUUGACGAAUGAUUCCACUAUAGUAUCAGUCAAGGCUGGAUUUUGGUGGAAAAAGUGGGGUAGAUGGAAAAAGUUUAUGGGAGGUGCAGCGGUCUAGCUCACAGCCCCCAUGGAAUGUUAGGGCUCACAACAGACCAAAGGCAGCAGUGUGACAUACUGCAUGUAGUGUAGAAGUGUGCAAAUCCGAUCCGAAACCGAUCCGAUCCAAUUCUUUCAGAUUUCGGAACCAAAAUAUUCAUUUCGGAUUGAUAAAGUUGUUUCGUAGUCAGAUCGGAUCGGACUUCGAUAUCCGAAAUAAAGUGAAUUAAUUAUCCACGCAUUAUCGCAAGAAUUAAUUAUCCAUGCAUUUAUCAAAGCAUUAUUGCGGUGUCGCUGCAUUAUAUGUUUGAUACUUCAAUUGGACGUCACUUUGUCAGCUUCUUGACAUGUAUUCCUUGCUUUUAUAUUUAUUUGGUUAAAUAUUUCAACUUGAAUGAGAAAUUUAUUUUAUUAAAGAAUUCUUCGGAUCGGAUUGGAUUGGAAUUCUUUAUCGAAACUCGGAUCGGAUUCGGAUUAGACAAUUUCGGAUCGGAUUUUAAACAUUAGGCAAUUGUCGGAUUAUAAAUGUCCGAUCCGAUGCACACCUCUAAUGUAGUGUACAUAUAUGUACUGUAUCAGCAGGGCUCGAAACUUGCGGUAUCCCGAUAUCCACAGGAUAUCAGAUUUUAAUUUUGGAUACUGGGUAUCAUAAGCUCAGUAUCCCAACUGAAUACUAGGAAAACUUAGAAAUUGCGAUAGUAGAUAAUCAUCUAGACGUUGGGCAUGUUUCCAAACUUCAAUGUCUACGGAUUUUGGCAGAAUAUUUAAAAAAAAAUUUCACAAACAGUGCUUUCUUUCGUAUCGCCGCAGUGUGUUAUUUUCACCUUCUUUGCCUUGCUUAGAUACUGGAAAUAGAAUAUCUAGUAUCCAAAUCUGGGUUACUAUAUUUCAAGGAUGGAUACUAGAUUCUAUGAUGCUGGUAUCCACUUGGAUACUGACAAAAAUUUCAAGUUUUGAGCCCUGGUAUCAGUGUAUUAAUGAAUUAUGACUGUAUAACUCAUCCAAUUUGGCAAAUUGGUAGUACUAUAUAUCUAGUAUAGUUUGCCUUGGAACCAUCAGGUAGAUCACAUGUCUUGAUAGAUGAUUGAUCCAUAGCUAUUAAAAUCAUUUGGUAUUAAAUGUAGUAAAAUGCAAAGUGCUCCCAUGCCUUGCUUUUUGGUUUGGAAUGUGUUUAAUAGUUAAGUUGGAGUAAGUCAAGUUUAUUAGAAAAUAAUACAGUAUCAUCUGAAGGGCCCACAAGAAGAUGAGGAAGAAGAGCCUGAGGCACGUCCAUCAGAAACCCCAACAACAGAAAAUGAAACAAAAGCCAAAGUUGGACAAAUAUUCACAGAUGAAGAAUAUGACAGUUUGAAAAAAGUUGAAAAUAAAAGUGAAGAAAGUGAAGGCAUUGACUGGGGAUUUGGUAAGAUUUUCAUAUUAUUUAACAAUUAUUUGCCGAAGGCGAGGUGAUUAUCAGGGAAUAUUCGCCGAGACAAAGUCGAGGUGAAUAUUCCCCGAUAAUCACCGAGCCUGGGGCGAAUAAUUGUUUUAGUAUUUUUACACAAAUGUCAAGUAUUUUGUGUUUUUUGGGACUGAAUUUAUUUUGAUUUUGCUUAUUUCUUUAUCAGUGAGUAACUUCCACAAAAUGGCUGGCCACCAUUUUGAAAAUUUCGGUUUUGUUAUAUUCACCUGUAGGUGAAUAUAACGACUUAAUACGUCAAAUUUGACCAAUCAACUUGUAGGAUUUGUUAUAUUUACUUGUGCAAAAAUACUAAUAUAUAUGACUAGAACUUGGUUGCCUAAUCGUUUCACUGAAUAACAAAAAAUGUGUUCAAUUUUCAAUACUAUGAGAAAUAAAAUGAACAUGGUUUCCAAAUUGUUGUGGCUUCCCUUUUUCUCUUCCCUCCCUUUCUUUCCACCCAUCUUUCCCUUCAGCUUGUCGGCCUUGUCCCCUCUUUCCACCUCCCUUUUGCCUCUACCCUUUCCACUUCACCAUCAAUACCAAUUUCCCCCCUCUCUUUUACCCCACCCACUUUCCUUCCCUUUUCCCUCUUCUUACCAUCCAGUUUGUCUUUCCCCUCCAUCCCCCUCGUUGUACCCCUUAUACUCUCCCCCAACUUCCCUCCUCAUCCAUGCCCCUGAAACUGUACCACAUUUUGUCCUUACCACUACUUUUUCCCUUCUUGCUCUCCCUGUUACUCCCUUUCCUCCCCCCCCCCUGUUUCACAUCUUCCCUGUUCUGAGCAUCUAAAGUUUCCCCCUCAACCUUUUUCCUAUGUGUUAAAAAUGUUUUUAUUUACUUGCAGGUGAAGAUGCCGAAGAGGAACAGAUUGACUCAGAGAAAUUUCAAGAAUUGUAUUCUGGUGUAGAAUUUAAAGAUCCCAAAAAGACCUUGAGAGGAUAUUAUGAGAGAGAAGGUAUUGGAACCUUGAUUUGUUGCUAUGAUCUCCUGUUCAGCCCCACAUUAGGAGAUUGUGAAUGGCUAGGAUAUGGAGAAGAACACAUAUCCUGCGAAGUUCUUCAAAACACACUUUCAGAAUGCAAGGAAGUGCCCUAAAUAUCUAGAUCUAUAUAUCUCUCCAAAUCCAAUUUUCUUUGUUAUUCUUCCUUCAUUAUGAUCCUUGAGGAUUUCUUCGAGAUGAUAUCCCACAUUUAUUAGCAGAACAAGCAGAUUCCCAACAUGAUGAUUUUCACCAAAAGUGUGCAUCUGUCAAUUAAGUUUUAUGCCAUUGUUUUGGCAGAGUAUAUUUACCCUGGUUGUUGAAUUCAUUUUUUUUAUUGAAGGUCUUGACCUGGAAUAUCAAGUUGAUGAAACAGGACCUGGUCAUGCACGAGUUUAUCAUUGUAGAGUAAGGUACUGUACAGUUGAACUCUAUUAUAUAAUUAAACAAAAUGACAAUUGCACCAAAACUUUUCAUGAUACUGUAGUUCUCAGCCCAACCAUUCUCGCCUGAGCCUUAUCAUAAAAUAAAAUUCUUAAAAUACUUAUGGCAAUUUUAAAUAUGUCCCAUUGACUCUUACAAUCUUCCUACAUGUACUUACAAUUGUGCUUUGAUAGUUCUCAGUCCUGGUUUUCAAUAUCAGGAACAUCCAUUUCAAGUGUAAUAUUUUAAUGGCACAAAUUUGCACUACAUGUAAUUGUUAGGAAAGCAUAUGUCACCCAGAAUAUAAUUGUUAGGAAAGCAUAUGUCACCCAGAAUAUUUUUGGUUUAGAUGUACUUAUCAGAAAAAGAUGUGGUGAUCCAUAUGACUAUGGGCAUAAUUAACCCAUUAAGCGCCAGCACUCUCCCCUUGACGAGUAAAAUUGUCUGGCAUUAGACAGAGUAAAAUACUAAAGUAGGGUGCAUCAGGGUGCAAUGCAACUCAAUGGCUUAACUAGACACAUGGGCCAAUAGGCCAGUUAACCCAUUAAGUGCCAGCACUCUCCCCUUGACGAGUAAAAUCGUCUGGCGUUAGACGGAGUAAAAUACUAAAGUAGGGUGCAUCAGGGUGCAAUGCAACUCAGUGGGUUAAUGAAAGUAUCUGGCAACUGAAGAUAAAAACGAUUGUGUACUGUAGACCUUGUAAUAAACCUUAGAAGUCCUUACGUCACACAAUUGUUAAUACAGAGGACUUCUGGAAUGCACAGUGCAUUGUGGGAUGCUUUUGUGUCAAUAAAUUCAUUGUUUGAAAAUUAUGUGACCUGAGCACUUUUAAGGUCCAUUACAACAGAAAGUUUGCACAAGUACUAACAGUUUCAACAUUUUAUCGACAUGAUCAUAUAGAUUACCAGUUGAUGGUCCAAAUGGUUCUGCAGUCUAUGCCGAAGCCUCGGUCACAGGACGUAAGAAAGAUGCAGUACAAGAAUGUGCUAAUGAAGCAUGCAAGAUGUUGGAUGCUUAUGGACUGUUGAGACAAUCAUCACACGGUAAGCCCAAGGCAUGUAUUAUUUUCGAGAAAGAUCUCCAUUUUCCCCUUCCCUGCCCAGAAAUAUGACACAUUGACCUUGACAAUUUUGCUAACUUAAAAUGACCUUUCACUUUAUUCCCGAAUUUUAUCAAAUUUCACCCUCCUCAAUUUUACUUGUCAAUUUUAUUCUGAUUUUACCACACCCAAUUUUAGUUCACAAUCCCCCCCCCCCUACCAAUAUACAAUGUUAAACCCAUCCCCUAAUAGUAUACCCAUCAAACCACAUAAUAAGCUGACUUAUCUAGUUACCAUACUUACAUGAUUAAUAUUUCAGAAAGUCGCAAGAAAAGAGAACGAAACUUGGAAGAAGAUGAUUUUUACGAAAGUGAUGAAGACAACUUUCUUGACAGAACUGGAACAAGUAAGAUUUUAGACGAUAUAUUUUGUUCUAUUUAAUGUUGAUGGUGGUAAAUAUACAGUAAAAUUUCCUUGUUUAGUCGAGAAAAAAAGAAUAAAAAGAAUGCGCAAAGCAGGAAAAGAGAAAUUGGAAGUGGAGACAUACGACUCCUUGGUAGGUUACAGUAUGUGUGGACAGUGUGGGUAUAAUCAAACUUCGCUAAAAGUGAUAGGCAAGAAAACAUACGUCGACGUGUGAAUUUCCUUGACUGUGCAAUAUUUUCUUCAAUUUGCAGCUGAGUAAACUUCAAAAAGUCCAAGACGAAAUUCAAGUUUUGGUAAAAAGAAUACAAGAUGCAGAAGGUGAGAUAAUACUAUUUCACUUAAAGCUUAACUCUGGAUGGCAAUAUUAGUUCUAAAUUGUUCUCUCUAGACGUCCAGUAUACUACAUCAAUUAUUGGUCUAUUGUCGAUUUCAGGUAACUUUUCAACACGCUGUUCCCAAGUUCGUUGCGAACUUGCCAAUUACGUUAUCAAGUUCGGAAGUUGGGCGUGAACUUCGCAACAAAGUCCGCAAGUUCAUUUCAAAGUUCGAACUUCGAUUGUAAUCAAAUGUACAAAUUUCAUUUAUAAAUUUAUUUAAAAAGGCAUUUUCGUCUUGGGAAAACCACUGGCCCAAUAUUUUACUGCAGUAAUAUGUGCACAGGGCCUUAAACAGUAAUUUCAACUUCAACUAUGGACAUUUGUUUACAAUCAAAGUUCGAACUUUGAAAUGAACUUGCGGACUUUGUUGCGACGUUCACGCCCAACUUCCGAACUUGAUAACGCAAUGGGUAAGUUCGCAACGAACUUGGGGACAGCGUGUUGAAAAGCUACCUGAAAUCGACAAUAAGUGUUUCCACUGCAGGAGGAAUCUGGGAUACAUGGAGAACCUGCAUUAUUUGACAAAGUUGAACUAAAGCAUUCUUCCCACAUGCAACUGAGGCGAAAUUAUUAUCACACGAUAUUGCAGAUUUGCAUUCUGGUCUUAGAGAGGAGUUGAGGCACAUACAGUACACUAAUUAACCACUGUGCCACUAUUUUGAAUUGCAACUGAGUCACUGACUCGUAUUUACUGAAUGUGGUCUAUUUUUAUUUCACAGCUUUAGAAAACGCAGACAACGGUGAUAGUUUAGAUGAUUACAUGAACACAAUGUCUCAAAGAAUGGACAAACAGACAAAAAUCAAGUUAAAAAGAAAGAUUGUCGAAUUAAGAAAGGUAAGUAUUUUUAGAUAGAGUCAACUGCAUAUUAUGGGAAAUUAAUUACCAUUAUUACCCCGUGCACAGAAGUGAAAUGCGCAUGAACUAACCACUCUCGAUUGUAAAAACAGGUAAUUUUUAGUGUUGAAUGAACAAGCAAGUCGUUUUUCAUUCCUUUAGGACGAAGAAAGAAUAAAGAAACUUGUUGAUCUGACCAAACCAACAGAUCUGUCUUCAUUGCAACGGUAUCGUAUCAGCUCAAAACUAAUUUAUGAACUGAGUCAGAUACAGAUAGAAAAUAAUUUUUGUAAAGGAUAAUUUCACUAAGCACUAUUGUGCUAAAGAAAAUGGUCAACGACAAAUUAUUUUCAAGCUAUGGAGAAAUCUUGUAUUCGCAUGCUGGCUAAUAAACAAAAUAAAGGAAAUGUUCUUGCUCCUCUAAGUAUCAACAUUUCACAAAUUGGGGGAGAGUGAGCACCCCCCUAGCCCUGGCCAGGGGGUGCUAUUUUUCAUGAUAAAGCAAAAAAAUAUUAGAGACAAAAUGAGAUACAGUAAGUUGAGUAAUAACAUGAUGAUAAGCGAACUGUGAACAACAAUUACAAUUCAAUUGCCACUUAAAUUAUGGAAUUUUUUAUUUCAGUUCUGCAGCAAAAACCAUACUACCAGAUGUAACACGUGACAACCGUGGCGGGAAAACACAAGGUAGCGAAGUAAAAGGUUAGGUUAAGAUUUCGAAGUAAAAAAUAUCUGCAAGUUAUUCCAAACUAAAGUAGUGACAAGAGGUGGGAAAACAGUCGACGAUGUGUUUUUGUCCAAAUUUUAUGCAUUGAGAAACAUCUUUCUUAUGAUGAAGAUCCGGGCUUACGGAUCGAAAGCUUUGCAGUAAUAAAUUUACGUGGUGUUUCCACAAACAAAAAGUAUUAUAUGUUUUAUCGUUAUGCAAACCUACAAAGAACGUAUCUUUUUAUGAGUUGAAGUUCAUUUUUGAAAAACCAGUUGACAACCAGACAGAUUACUGCAUGUGGUUCCCUCCAUGCAUUUGAAAAAAUUUUAUACACUAUGUAAAACGUGUUUUUAUGAUCAGUUGAAAGUCAUUGUUUUGAUUUGAUUUGAUUUGAAAGAAAGUUGAAAGUCGUUGUUUUACAGAAUAUUUUUAACAGCUUGAAGGAAAUUUGAAUUUUUGAAAAAUUAGUCAAAAAAGUAUCUAAAAUAAUUUUUAUGAGUUGAAAUUAAUUGUUUUGAUAAAAUUUAAUAAAUUAACUGUGGUCCCCUUUUUUGACCACAGGUCCCCCUUUUUGACCACAGGUCCCCCUUUAUGAGUUGAGAGAGUCGUUGUUUCAAUGAAAGAAAACUUUUUUACCACUUUUGGAACUUAUGGAAUGGUUUGAAGGGAAAUUUGAAUUUUUGAGAAAUAUAUCGAAAACCGGAGGGUAUUUGACCAAAAUGAUAUGCAUUUGACCAAAAUUGUCAAAUUGUGUAAAACAUGUUUUUAUGAGUUGAAAGUCAUUGUUUUGAUGAAAGAAAACGUUUUGGACCACUUCCUGAUCGUUUAAGAUAGUUUGAUGCAAAAUUUUAAUUUUUGGAAAAAUGUUUGAAGCAUGAGAUUAUCGCGACUAUGCCUACUUUUGUUAUCAGAUUCUCCAAUGACAGAAAUCGAUAAGAGCAAAGAAAACUGUAUAGAAUCUGAUAUCACAAGCGGACAAGAUGAGGCAACCACUGACAAUGACAACCAAACAUCCACAAGAAACAUCCCCUUGGAGGAGAAAACAAACCCAAAAUCAGAAACAUUUAGCGGCUUUGCUAUGCCGACUUCCACUGUAAAACCCGUUAAACCAGCGAAGAUUUCAAAACUGACACAUAGUAGAGACGAAGCAAGAACUCAGGCGAAAGAUAAGAAGGAUGUUCGGCAGCCAUUAAAAACGACAACUGAAGAAUUGGGAAGUGAAGAGACAUUAAAACAUGCUAGUAACAAGGAGGUAAAAGAAAAGAGUAUUCCUAAAGAUGAGUCAAAGGUGAAUAUUUAACAAAUAUAAAACAUUUUCCGUGUUGAUAUACAGUUAUAUCAACACGAGUGGAAUUGGAAAAACGAGAAAUUGUAUGGAAACACGACGCCCGAGGGGCGGAGUGUUUUCAUACAAUUUCGAGUUUUCCCAACUUCCACGAGUGUUGAUAUAACUAUAUAUCAAUACGGAAAAAAUGUUUUAUAUUCUUUUUAUAAUAUAGCAAUGUCAAAAGCCCGAAGGAUAAGAAACAUUUCCGUGUUUACAAGCGGCGGAAAAUUUCUGGUGUUGACAUUGAGUUAUAUCAACACGGCUCUUAGCCAAUCAGCGUUCAGAAUUUACAAAUGCUAUAUUAUAAAUAUAUUUAGGAGUUAAAUAUAUAUGAUGAUAAUUUGAUUAAUUUUGUCGUUAUCGGAUUUACUAAUUACCAGGGUAAUUUGGGGAGGGGGGGGGGGGGGGAGAACACCGACGGAACACAGGAGAGAGCCAACCAGAACUCUACUCUUUGCGGUGGUAGUGGAAAGGUGCAAAGACCAGUGCCCAUCCAACUCCCCUGAAGAAAGUUAAUCAAUGAAAUACCUCUCACUGAAAUUCUGAUAACUGUUGUUUUUUUUGAAUAACAUAUUUUCUAGACUGUUAAGAAAGCAAAACGUUACACUGCGCCUACUCAAUGGGAGGACGCCAAUAACCCAGACUUUGCCAGUUGGAUACCACCCGAAGGUUGGUAAAACCAUCUUAGAACUGAUAGGUAUGUCAUGUUGAAAUAUAAAUAAGGUUCGCGUAGUUUAAUUAAAUGUCACUUGCAUUUUUUUUAGAUCAAAGUGGUGACGGGAAAACGAAAUUGAAUGAGAAAUAUGGUUAUUGAAUGUGUUCAUAUGACAGCCUCGUACCCAGGCGCUUUGUUGUGCUACACCAUCGCGCAACACGCACGCGGGACGACGCGCGUGGGAAGAAAUGGACUGAACUGUUAACACAUAGCGCCUGGGUACGAGGCUGUUCAUAUGAUCAAAUCAAUGCUUGUGUAUAAGUAAACAAACAGAUAAAGCAAAGAUUCUUGAAACAUUGAAAUUCGACCCUCAUUUUUGGUUCUGUAUGUAUUGAUGGCCAAGAAUGAUCAAGAUAAAUUUGAAAACAUCAAAGUGUUGUUAAGACAACUUCAUCAAAACGCACAUUUGAGGAACUGUUCCACCACAGCCAGUAAAGAUAUGCAUUAGUGCAUGACAUGCACUCCGCUAAAGUCUUUGCAACCUCGUUCCCAGGCUCUUGUGGAGGAAAGACCCUGGUAGGAACUGGUCACGUGAUCUGGUAAAAUUGAGCAGAUUUUUAAUUAACUAUCUUGGAUUCCCGUAAAAUCAAAUCAGACUUGCAAAACAAAAAUGCAAGUUGUAAAUUAAGGUAUAAAUAUCAAAUACUUAUCAACAUCAUCAUCAAUUAAAAAUCUGCUAGAUUUUAGCAGAUAUGUAACGUGACCAGCUCCUGCCAGGGUCAUUCACUCUUUCCUCCACAAGAGGUAAGAGCCUGAGAACUAAAAUUCAUGAGGAAAACAGAAAGAAAAAUCAUAAGCGUGUCGUGUCUUUAUAUGUGAUAGAGAUUUCCCUUGAUUUACAUAAACUUUAACUUUGAUUUUCUCGACUUACACAACAUAUUUUUUUGAAAAUUUCUUCGCCAAUGAACUUACUAGAUCGAGCGUUUUUGAAGCAAUUUAAAACAUUCGCAGUGCGUGUUUUAUAGUGAGUGUCUGAUAAAACACUGCUGCUCAUAUAAAUAGUACAUAUAGACCCAUUGCACAUGACGUCACCGCGCCGGUGAUGAUGACAAAUUAGCAAUCUAUGUAUAUAACUUUUGUAAACUAGGCAAAUUUUGUAAAACUUAUAAUAAUUUUGUAUUACAGUCGAUUUCACGAAACUUUGACCACAAAUUUUCCGAACUUCGUUGCGAAGUUCACAAGAUUGUUGCGAAGUUCAAAAGUUCAUAAUGAGAUUCACAAACCAGUUCGUAAACUACGCAUUUGAUUGGCUUCUUUUACUUCACGGACCAAUCAGGGACUUUGUUUACAAAUUGGCUUGUGAAUUCCAAUAUUAGCUUCCAAACUUCGCAACGAACUUGCGAACUUCGCAACGAAGUUCGGAACAUUUGUGGUCAAAGUUUCGUGAAAUCUACUGUAACAUGGUUAAUUUUUGCGCUGUGUACCCGAACAGAUAUUGUUAGGGAGCUUCUGGAGGGCACUCUAAGGAUUUGUGACGUCAGUGCAUGCAAUGGUUCUAUAUAUAGAAGCUUUGAAGUUUGCCGAGUUUCACUAUAUCUCGAUUGACUAUGUUAAUUUCAAUCAAAAAAUGGGAGAGUGGCAUGUUUUAAUACGAACUACAAUUAAUUUAUUACGAAAAAAUGGCCAAGACCUUACAAAGGGUUGGCCCUUACUUUUCGUAGACAAAAACCUAAUGGUUGGACUUUAGUUUUCCCUGCAUUUUUUGUCCACUUUUCUAAAAGCAAAAAACGUUGCUAAAAAUAGCCACGAAAAGUUUUAUAGGGUUAGGUUAGCCUUAAAUUUUGGGCUGUAUUUCACUACUUUCAGUUCGAGCAUAAAUACAGUAUCGAUCCUAAAAAUUGCCAAAAAAGAACGGCUGAAGCCUAAAUUCACCUUUGCCUUCGAAUUUUUGGCACAGGCGUCGGAGCGGCUUUUAAAGUGGGGCAGACAAGGUAAAGGUAACAAAAUAGAAGGUAACAAAAUGUUAUAAGAUCUCUCAAAUUGUUUUGUCUACACGCGUACUGAAAUAAUAUCAAUUAACUUUCUGGUUUAUCAUUGACCAUUGUUAAAAAUUUGAUUUUUGAAAAGGUGGUCAAAAAGUGGCGAAUAGCUAAC
Paramuricea clavata is the source of this 11712-nucleotide messenger RNA. Lineage: Eukaryota; Metazoa; Cnidaria; Anthozoa; Malacalcyonacea; Plexauridae. The record is from the annotation of a GenBank genome assembly.